AUGGAUCAGGCAUACAUACCGGGACAGAAUAAUACUAGUGCGUUAUUAUACAGUGAUUACAUUUAUCUCGUUUAUUUAUUUAUUUUAUCAAUAUUUUACGCUUAUUAUAUGGCAUUGCUAUUGCAUGAUGCAGCCAAACAAAUUAAUGAUAAUGAACUCAUUAAUGAAGAUUAUGACAGAAUACCAAAACUAUUUUGGAUUAGACGGACGAGUACUUAG
Messenger RNA from Didymodactylos carnosus, 219 nucleotides. The record is from the annotation of a GenBank genome assembly. Lineage: Eukaryota; Metazoa; Rotifera; Eurotatoria; Philodinida; Philodinidae.